Dictyostelium purpureum is the source of this 1383-nucleotide messenger RNA. RefSeq lists its product as uncharacterized. Gene Ontology annotation, molecular function: nucleosome binding. The record is from RefSeq and is a predicted model, not a curated record. Gene Ontology annotation, cellular component: Swr1 complex. The transcript is spliced from 3 exons. Bases 1 to 1383 code for a protein of 460 amino acids. NCBI's taxonomy places the organism in Eukaryota, Evosea, Eumycetozoa, Dictyosteliales, Dictyosteliaceae.
AUGAGUACUACAUCAAAUACAAUUAUUGGAUCAGGACCACAAUCUAUAUAUGCAUCAAAUCCAAAUAAUAAAGUAUUAAUUAUAGAUAAUGGAGCAUAUACUCUAAAAAUUGCAACAAAUAAUCCAUCACAAGGUCAUCUAGUUAUUCCAAACCAAAGUGGCAAAGUUAAAAAUGAUAAACAUUCAUUAUUAGGGGACGACUUAAGCAAUUAUAGUAACCCAUCAGAAGUUAAAUGCAGAAACCCAAUGGAGAAAGGAUAUAUUACAAAUUGGUCAUUAGAAAAAGAAAUAUGGGACUAUGUAUUCAAGAGAGAUGAUAUGAAAGUAAAACCACAGGAUUAUAAUUUAUUAUUAACAGAGGAGCCAUUCGCAUUGGAGGAGAUUAGAAAGACAAUGUAUGAGGUAGUUUAUGAACAAUAUAAAUUUAAAUCACUUUAUUUAACAUGUCCAUCAACAUUGGGUCUUGUAAACAUUAAGCAGCAACUAUUACAGCACCAAAUGCAACAACUACAACCACCUUUAGAUGCAAACAUGCAAUUACUUUUGAAAUCACCUUGCCAUUUAGUAGUAGAUUGUGGGUAUUCAGCAACUCAUAUUGUACCUCAUUUUCAAAACACCAAAUUAAAUUACGCAAUAAAAAGAUUUGGAAUUGGAGGAAAAAUUAUGACAAAUUAUUUAAAGGAAAUCGUAUCAUUUAGAUAUUGGGAUAUGAUGCACGAAACCAAAUUAAUGAAUAUUAUCAAAGAGAGAACCUGUUUCAUUUCCACAGAUUUUAUGAAAGAUUUAACAACUUGUCAAAAAGAAAGAGAAAAAUCACCAUUAAGAUUAGAUUAUGUUUUACCAAAUUAUAACGAUUCAAAUAAUAAAACAGGAUAUAUAAAAAAACCAAAAGAGCAAAUUAAUAGUAGUGAUAAUGAUAUUAAAGAAAAUUUAGAUAGUAACAAUAAUAGUAAUAGUAAUAAUAAUAAUGAAAAAGAUGAAGAUAUGGAUCAAGUUUUAACAUUGGUAAAUGAAAGAUUUACAGUACCAGAGUUAUUAUUUAAUCCAUCAGAUAUUGGUAUGAACCAAGCUGGUUUAGCAGAGUCAAUCGUUCAGUCCAUCAAUUGUACAAACCCAAAUUUACAUAUUCCUUUAUAUUCAAAUAUAGUUUUAUUGGGUGGUUCAACACUUUUCCCUGGUUUAAAACAAAGAUUGGAAUUAGAGUUAAGAAGAUUGGCACCCGAGCAAUAUAAUAUAAACAUUUUUCAACCUCAAGACCCAAUUUUAUCACCAUUAUAUGGUGGUAUAAGAUUAGCACAACAACCAGAUUAUUUAAAAUAUACAGUUUCAAGACAGGAAUAUGAAGAGUAUGGCUAUAACUAUUGUAAUAAAAAAUUCUUUUAG